AUGUCAUCUGAAUUUAUCUUCGGUUGUUCUUCUAACUAUUGUUGGAGGAACAAUAAAGCUUUUGAUUUAUACCAAAAGAUAAAUUAAAAUCAAAGUGUUUUUAAAAGUAAAAGAAACUCAAGAGCAUUUAAUUAAAGAAUAUUCUCAACACAAUUCACUUUAGAAGAAGCAUAGUGA
Messenger RNA from Paramecium sonneborni, 177 nucleotides. The record is from the annotation of a GenBank genome assembly. Lineage: Eukaryota; Ciliophora; Oligohymenophorea; Peniculida; Parameciidae.